Messenger RNA from Mus musculus (house mouse), 7976 nucleotides. It is a transcript of the gene Alkbh8, whose product is annotated as alkB homolog 8, tRNA methyltransferase. Gene Ontology annotation, biological process: DNA damage response; tRNA methylation; tRNA wobble uridine modification. Gene Ontology annotation, cellular component: cytoplasm; cytosol; nucleus. Gene Ontology annotation, molecular function: 2-oxoglutarate-dependent dioxygenase activity; zinc ion binding; tRNA binding. NCBI's taxonomy places the organism in Eukaryota, Metazoa, Chordata, Mammalia, Rodentia, Muridae. Bases 1204 to 2421 code for a protein of 405 amino acids. The transcript is spliced from 13 exons. The record is from RefSeq and is a predicted model, not a curated record.
AGUACUAUUGUCUGCAACAUGGCGGCGUCCGGUUGAAAGGGUGUCAGAGCAUAGGUGGUCAGGCUGCACCGGGGAAGGCUGGCGAUUGACAAAGCAGCUGGGAGGUGAACAUUUCUGGUGAGGAGAGAGAAAAGUGUACGCCACCUGAUUGGGGCCUGGGGAUAUGGAGGAUCGCAAAUCCUGGCUUACUCCUUUCAGCUCCCUGUCUGCUCUGUCCUGACCAGCAUGGGCCGACUCAGACCGCGAAGAGUGCAGUUUAUGGGUUGGGGAGUAUUACUAUGAAUAUCAAUCAUAAAGGUGUUUUGAAACUCACUAAAAUGGAAAAGAAGUUCUUAAGGAAACAGAGUAAAGCCAGGCAUGUGUUGCUGAAACAUGAAGGCAUCCAAGCAGUGUCUUAUCCCACUCAGAGCCUGGUUAUUGCCAAUGGUGGUCUGGGUAAUGGCGUGAGUAGGAAACAACUGCUUUUGACUUUGGAGAAAUGUGGACCUGUGGAAGCUCUCCUCAUGCCACCUAAUAAGCCAUAUGCAUUUGUAAUAUUCCAAACUAUUGAAGAAUCCAAGAAAGCAUAUUUUACCCUCAAUGGAAAAGAAAUCAUUGAUGAUUUGGGGCAGAAGAUCUUUCUGUACUUGAAUUUUGUUGAAAAAGCACAAUGGAAAAACAUGGGCCUUGAAGCCUUACCUCCAGGCCUCUUGGUGGUAGAAGAAAUUAUUUCUUCUGAGGAGGAGAAAAAGCUUCUGGAGAGUGUGAAUUGGACAGAAGAUACAGGCAAUCAGAAUUUUCAAAGGUCCUUAAAACACAGAAGAGUGAAACAUUUUGGCUAUGAAUUUCACUAUGAGAGCAACACUGUGGAUAAAGACAAGCCCUUACCUGGGGGUUGAGCCUCCCUAAUCUGAAAAUCCAAAAUUCAAAUUUCUCUAAAAUCUAAAGGUGUUUGGGAGCUGACAUUAUGCUACCAGUGGAAAGUCUCCAUAUCUAAGCUCAUGUGAUGGGUCAGUCAAGACACAAGUACAUGAAAAAUAAGGUCUUCCUGAGGUUUGCAGUAGCAUUUUGGAGAAGUUGUUGAAAGAAGGUUAUAUUAAACAUAAACCAGACCAGUUGACCAUAAAUCAAUAUGAACCUGGGCAUGGAAUUCCUGCCCAUAUUGACACGCAUUCUGCAUUUGAAGAUGAGAUUAUUUCUCUCAGUUUGGGGUCAGCGAUUGUUAUGGAUUUCAAGCAUCCAGAGGGUGUCACAGUACAAGUUAUGUUACCUCGUCGGAGUUUGCUGGUGAUGACAGGAGAAUCUAGAUACCUUUGGACUCAUGGAAUUACACCUCGAAAAUUUGAUACCGUCCAAGCGUCUGAGCAAUUUAAAGGGGGAAUAAUCACCAGUGACAUUGGAGACUUGACUUUAAGCAAGAGGGGAAUGCGCACAUCCUUUACGUUUAGAAAAGUGAGGCGAAUGCCCUGCAAUUGUAGUUACUCCUCAGUCUGCGACAGACAAAGGAAGGCCACACCUCCAUCCCUUACAGAGAGCAGUAAAGAAGCAUUGGAGUUAGAGCAAAAGCAUGUCCAUCAAGUGUACAAUGAGAUUGCAAGUCACUUCAGCAGCACAAGACAUAGCCCAUGGCCACGCAUAGUAGAGUUCCUGAAAGCUUUGCCAAGUGGUUCCAUAGUGGCAGAUAUCGGAUGUGGAAAUGGAAAAUACCUUGGCAUCAACAAGGACUUAUAUAUGAUUGGGUGUGAUCGUAGCCAGAACCUUGUGGACAUUUGUAGAGAGAGGCAGUUCCAGGCCUUAGUCUGCGAUGCGCUGGCUGUUCCUGUCAGAAGUGGGUCUUGUGAUGCUUGCAUCUCUAUUGCCGUCAUUCACCACUUUGCAACUGCAGAGCGCAGAGUGGAAGCUCUCCAAGAACUUGCCCGUCUCCUGAGACCUGGUGGGCAGGCCCUCAUUUAUGUCUGGGCAAUGGAACAAGAGUAUAAAAAUCAGAAGUCCAAGUAUCUUAGAGGAAAGAGAAUUAGCCAAGGAGAUAAAGAUGAGCUAAACAGUGCCACAUCUACGGAAGAAUUUCUAGUAAAUCAAACGCCUGAGGGGGUCAAUGAAGACCCAGCAUUGUCUGUCAACUCCAGUAGUAUCACCAAGGAAGAAGAGUAUAAGUCAAGGAAAGUUCCUAAUUCUGAACUCCCUAUUCAUAUAAAUAGGACCUGCUUUCAUUCCCAAGAUGUGCUGGUUCCCUGGCACCUCAAAAGAAACCCUGGUAAAGACAAAGCUAUUGAACCAUCUGGUGUAGCAGGAUGUCCUGACCCAAGUCCUGUGUUUCAUCGUUAUUACCAUGUUUUCUGUGAUGGAGAAUUGGAAGCUUCAUGCCAGGCUGUGGGUGAUGUUAGCAUUCUGCAGAGCUAUUACGAUCAAGGGAAUUGGUGUGUUGUUCUUCAAAAGGUCUGAUCACUUAUCUGAACAUAUCAUGUGUAAAGAGAAAAAAAAAAGUCAAUCUCUUUUUGAAAAGGAAACUAAAUUAUCUCUUUAAAUAAGGAGGAAAUUUGGAACAGAGAUACUUAGGAAACAUUUUUCUCUAUUCCCGUUGUCUGACUUCAUAAACGUAGGUUCCUCUUACAUGCCUUUUAAGUAUGGUGUUUGACAUUAACUUGUGAAAAGUCUGUGAUGUUUGUAUAUAUAUAGCAUUUGAAGAUAAACUUUUGUGUUAAAAUCUUUUUAUAACUCCAACUUUUGUAGGGUCAUAUUGAAGCAAUUAUGUGAGAUUUUAAUGAAGUGAAUAUUCCUGGACAAUAAGGAAGUAUCUGAAGAGCUGGGUGUGGUGGCGCACACCUUUGAUCCCAGCACUCGGGAGGCAGAGGCAGGCGAAUUUCUGAGUUCAAGGCCAGCCUGGUCUACAGAGUGAGUUCCAGGACAGCCAGGACUACACAGAGAAACCCUGUCUCUAAAAAACCAAACCAAACCAAACCAAACCAGAAAGAAAAAAACAAAUAUAUAUCUGAAGUUUUAUCUGAAAUUGUUUGUUCCAAAAAAAAAAAAUUAUACUUUCUCACUGCAUCUUGCUAUUACAUUCUGGAUGCCUGCCCAGAAACACUUUAGCCAGAAGAUUCUCAGUAAUUAAUAGAAAUUUAAUUCAACAGAUACUCAUUAAGCACACACCCUAUACUGAGUAGUAUUAAAUACUAGGAGUGAAGUUGUAAACAAGUAAAAGAGGUUGGGGUGUAGAUGAAUUGAAGAACCUAUGUUUGUCAUUGAAGCUCUAGAUUUAGUACUGAUUACCACAAACACAGACAAACCAGCAGGAAACAAGAACGAAGUACCUAGGGAGCUGACCUUCAAGAAGGGAUGGCUGGUACAAGCGAACAAAUAAGUAAACAUGGUGUGUGUGGUGAUCAUAAAUGCCAUGUAAAGAGUAUAAAAGUCUUUGAGCAAAAGAUUACUUUUCAAUGGCAAAAAUAACUACUAAUCCCGACUAAUUUAUUACCAGAAAUUACUAUUCCUGAUCCAUUUGUCUAAGCUCUAAACACAACUCUAAUAGUUUCCUUGAACAGUUAAAUUGCAAAAGUUAAAAUGUUUUCAGUGAAACCAAACAUUGUUCUUGCAGUCACAGUUGGCUGUUUCUUACUCACAGUUUGUCUCAGUUCAGGACAGGGGUUGCAUUUUUAUCUAGUCAGUGAAACCAAAAGCAUGUUCUUGGAAAGUAUUAGUAAAAUUGAUGAAUAUCUACCCAGACUGAGUAUACCAGGGGGAAAUUUUUGUGAUUUUUGUAAUUGCCUCAAUUAAAAAAAAUAAUUAAAAAUAACAUGUAAAUGUUUUAAAACCAUCAUGUUCUUUAAAAAAAUGUUUAUAAUGAACAAUUUUUAAAAUUGUAGUAGGAUUUUUUAAAAAUUCUAUUUGCAUAUACAUUUUGUUGUCUAUUUUUUUCUCUUUUGAGAGGGUAUCUCAUAUGGUCCAGGUUGACCUCAAUCUUGCUAUGUAACCAAGGAUCAUCUUGAAACCUGAUUCUCCUACUUUCACCUCUCCAGUCCUGGGGUUACAUGUACCAUCACAGCAGGCUGAAGUUUGUAAGUGUGUGUGUGUGUGUGUGUGUGUGUGUGUGUGUGUGUGUGUGUAUGAAAAAAUUAAGAUGUUGGUUAUAUAUUAAAGCAGCAGUUCUCAACCUGUAGGUCAUGACCCCUUUGGGGGUCAAACGACCCUUUUAUGAUUACCAUUGGAAAUAAUAAAUAUUUACAUUAUGAUUCAUAAUUGUAGCAAAAUUAUAGUUAUGAAGUAGCAACAAAAUAAAUUUAUAGUUGGGGUCGCCACAACAUUGAAGGGUCACAGCAUUAGGAAUGUUGAGAACCACUGUAUUAAAGGAACAUGUAGACCAGUGAAAUGGCUUAAUUGGUACAGGAAUGUGCCACCAAUCCUGACACCCUGAGUCCCCAGAACCUAUAUAUAUCCACUUAUGCCUAUGCAUGUGUGUAUAAGCAUGCAAUCACACAUACACACGCACAAACACACACGUGCACACAAAUACUCAUACAAUUAAAUAAAUACCUCCUUUAGAGAAAGGGUUUCACUUUGUAGUUUGACUGUCUUGGAACUAGCUAAAUUGAACAGGCUGUUCUUGAACCCACAGAAACCUGCCUGUCUCUGCCAAGUGCUGGAAUUGAAGGCAAGUGCCACCAUGUCCAGCUAAAUACAUUUAAAAAAAAGAUAUAAGAUUUUUAGCUAUUCCUAAAUCAAAAUUUGAAUAUUGUUCUUGUGAAUUCAAGUUUCCAAGUAAGCAAGUUAGCCACGUUGACUGAUCAUAAUGAAAGACUCCGAGAGGAACCCCUCGCUCAGGCCUCAGGACAGUAGUGGACCCCCUAGAACUCAUGAGAGACCAAGCUUGAUUCCAUGAGAGACCACAUGAGGCUUUAUUCGGGGGAAAGCCAGAGCUCUGGGGACAACUCAUAUCCCACACAGGGGUAGAGGAGUCAACCUCGUGAGGAAAGGGGUCCCAGUUUUUAUAGGCUCUCAGGGGGAAAGGAGAAGGGGGGAGUAGGGGGGAGUAGGGAAUUUCCAGAUCUAAACAAUGUCUAUUCUCAAGAAAUGGGUAUGGGAGGGGUACAAGGAAAGAGUCUGGUGCAGGUGUAGCAACUCAGGAUUGGCCCGGCUGUGGUUGCUGGGGAGAUUUUCCCACUCUUCCCCAGCAAACAAUAUCACAAACACCUGGCAAUGGGCUUCAUCAGUGGGCACACACAUGGGUUCCAGGAACUGUCAAAACAUUGGCAGACACACGGGUUCAAGGAGUGGCCAGAGCAUUGUGUAACUCUAUUUUUCUAAAUCAGUGAAGCUAGUUCUCCUAACAAUGAAAUCUAUCUUGCCAAUAUCAGGGCUUCUGUGACCUUUUACAUUCUGUCAGGAUCUUUCAAUAAGAACAAAAUCUCUUGAAAUGUAUGUUUACUCAUUAGGCUAAUUUUAAUAUUUCCUUAUUAUUGAAUAUUUUAGAAAUAAACUUAAAGGCAGGCAUAGAAUUGAGGCAAAGACAGGCAUGAGUUCUCGUCUGCUCCGAAGUCUGUGUCCCAGAGUUAAAAACUGGCCUAGGGUUACAUAGUGAAAGUGUACUGGCUGUUUUUUUUUGUGUCAACUUGACACAAGCUGGAGUUAUCACAGAUAAUGGAGCCUCUCUUGAGGAAUUCCCUCAAUGAGAUCUAACUGUGCCACACCUAUUCCUGUGGAAACUGCAUGACUGGCCCAAAAGCUUGGACGCCAUUCUGAGGCAAAAAGUUUCACGGAAACUUAGUCUCCUGGAGUCUUGGCAUCCCAUAGCACGAAUGCUCCAAACUUUGUCCUUGCAUCAGUCGGUGAACGGAUUUGUGUGCUUUCCUUCAGUAUCGUUUUAUUAUAAGAACCUCCAAGGAAAGAUUUGACAUAUAGCUAAGUUAGAUUGGUCUCCACCAGUGUACCAAUAUUCUAGGAAAUCGUUGAGCCAACCUUGGGUUUUGAAUUUAGUUAGAAUGCUACUCAUUCAGACGAAAUGCCACCAGUGUAGAUAGUGAAAGAAAUCAGGCAUUACAAUUUACUAGAUAAGAGCUAGAAAUCCCAGGGCUAGUUCUACAAAGUAAACUUAGAAUAACAGCCAAGUCACUCCCAUAUACAGGAAUUUACAAUGGCCUAGGAAGAAGGAAGGUUGUGGUCUAAGAAGGAACUAGAGUAAUUACUUAGAAUAACAGCUGAGUCACUCCCAUAUACAGGAAUUUAAAAUGGCCUACAGAGAAGAUGGAUUAUUCAAUAGACUAGAAUUGGAACUAUGGCAAGGGCAUAAAGCCCUUGGCCCUGGCUUCUAAGAAUAAGCUGACCUUAGUUGGGCCUGCUUUUUAUCCCAGUUGUAAACACUGUCUGGUUCCUUGUAGCUUUUAUGUAUGCAUUUCUGUUUUGUGUAAAGAGUUAUUUUGCAUCGGGCUACCUCAGUAUACCUUGGUUGAUCUUAAUGUAUCACCUAACUUCCUUGUUUUCUUCUGUGAUAUAAGUCUCAUCCUCGCUUUGAGACAUUACAUUCAGAUCCAACACUUUCUCUGCUGUUUGUCACCCUGCUGACUCCUUGCCCAACUGAGUACCGGAACCCUGAUUCUCCUGAGGGUUGAGGGACUGACUGAGUCCAGUCCGAGGCACAACUGUAAGGCAUUUUUUUCAAUUAGCAAUCAUGGCGGGAGAGCCCCAUUGUGGGUGGUGCCAUUACUGGACUGGCAGGGGGUGGUGCCAUCCCUGGACUGGCAGUCUUGGGUUUUAUAUGAAAGCAAGCUAAGCAAGCCAGGGGAAGCAAGCCAGUAACAUCCCUCCAUUGCCUCUGAAUAAGCUCCUGCUUCCUGACCUGCUUGAGUUCCAGUCCUGACUUCCUUGGUGAUGAAGAGCAAUAUGGAAGUGUAAGCUGAAUAAACCCUUUCCUCCCCAACUUGCAUCUUGGUCAUGAUUUGUGCAGGAAAUCCUGUCUUAAAAAAAAAAAAGUAAAUCAGACAUUCAUUUCCAUCAUUUCUUCUCCUUUGAAAGGGCAUCCUGGGGUGUCAGUCAAAAGUAUAGGAAGAAAUAUGUCCAUUGACCCUGCAAGGCCUAAAUGCAACUUACUGUAUGUUUUCUACCAAUAGAAUUAAGAAGUGUUUGUGAGUUUUUGUUACUACUCAUUUCUAGCACUGUCAGGCUGCCUAGCUAUACCUUUGUAACUAGAGUUUUCUUGAGACUAAAUAGGAACUGCCAGUGUGAAAACCUUGCUAAGUUUCUCCUAAAGUCUUUAGUAGAUAACUUUUUUAUUUUUUCAAAAAAAUUGUCUUAAUGCAAGAAAAUAUAAACAAUAAUGGCAAUUAGCUUUUUUGCAUUUAUGACUAUAAUUCUGAAGAAUUCUGUAGUUCAUAAGGAAAGGAUCUUAUUAUAAUUGUGUCUCAUACUUGACUCUUGUACUGUAUAUCAGUUUGUUAAUGAAAAUACCUCAUAGAUGAGAGCAACAAUAAUUUAACUGUGUUCAUACCAUAUUAAAACUGAUUUUUGGAUGCCCUGUUCAAAUCAGAACCCUGUGAAAUAAAAGAUUAAGAAGCAAUAAUGGGACUAUGGCAAUGUGAUUUAUGUUUUUCAUACCUGAUGAAUUUUAGCUGAAGUUUUUAAAAUAAAAGUUGUCAUAAUCUGGUGGCAGCUGUGAGCCUCCCUUGAGGACUUCCCACACACCUUCAUAGCUAUGUCUAACCUUAAGUAAAUUUGUCUUGUUAUAUAUUGUGGUCUGAAUGAAAAAUGACCCACAGUUUGUGUAUUUAACUACUUGGUCCCAGGUUGGUGGUGCUAUUUGGGGAGGUUGUGGAACAUUUACGCUGUAGAACCUUGCUGGAGGAAGAAUUGUGGAGUACUUUAAGGAUUUUUGACCUUUUCCCACUUCCUGCUUCGUGUAUGUGGAUGAGAUGUGAUCGCUCAGCUUCCUACUAUAGAAAUCUGGUGCCAUGAUGGACUGUUCAUUCCUUUGGAACAGUAGGACAAAAUAAACUCCUUCUAUAAAUUGC